Messenger RNA from Echinops telfairi (small Madagascar hedgehog), 3470 nucleotides. RefSeq names its product SH3 and multiple ankyrin repeat domains 1 (gene SHANK1). The annotation marks the transcript as partial. Gene Ontology annotation, molecular function: synaptic receptor adaptor activity; ionotropic glutamate receptor binding. Lineage: Eukaryota; Metazoa; Chordata; Mammalia; Afrosoricida; Tenrecidae. The record is from RefSeq and is a predicted model, not a curated record. The transcript is spliced from 25 exons. Gene Ontology annotation, cellular component: postsynaptic membrane; postsynaptic density; dendritic spine.
GCUCCUAGUCUGACACCUUCCCUCGCUUUCCUCCGCCCGCCCACUGCCCCCAUAGCUGCCUGUGAUGCUGCCGCCCCCCGUCGUCCCGUGGCCCCACAAUGCCCCACAGCCCCGCGUCCAGCGAGGACGAACACCACAGUGCCAGCGAGUGUCCCGAGGGGGGCUCAGAGUCCGACAGCUCCCCAGACGGACCCGGGAGAGGCCCCCGGGGGACCCGGGGCCGGGGCAGUGGGGCACCUGGUAAGCUAGCCUCAGUCCGAGGCCUCCAAGGCCGUUCCAUGUCCGUCCCCGACGACGCCCACUUCAGCAUGAUGGUCUUCAGGAUUGGUAUCCCGGAUCUACACCAGACAAAAUGCCUUCGUUUCAACCCGGACGCCACCAUCUGGACCGCCAAGCAGCAGGUGCUGUGCGCCCUGAGUGAGAGUCUACAGGAUGUUCUAAACUAUGGCCUGUUCCAGCCGGCCACCUCAGGCAGGGAUGCCAACUUCCUGGAGGAGGAGAGAUUGCUGCGCGAGUAUCCCCAGUCCUUUGAGAAGGGGGUGCCCUACCUGGAGUUUCGAUACAAGACUCGAGUUUACAAGCAGACCAACCUGGAUGAGAAGCAGCUGGCCAAGUUGCACACGAAGACGGGGUUGAAGAAAUUCCUGGAAUACGUGCAACUCGGGACGUCCGACAAGGUGGCAAGGCUCUUGGACAAAGGGCUGGACCCCAAUUAUCAUGAUUCGGAUUCGGGAGAGACCCCCUUGACACUGGCUGCCCAAACUGAAGGAUCCGUGGAGGUGAUUCGAACCCUGUGCCUGGGCGGAGCCCACAUCGACUUCCGGGCGCGGGAUGGCAUGACCGCCCUACACAAAGCCGCAUGUGCGCGACACUGCCUUGCGCUCACGGCGCUCCUGGACCUUGGGGGCUCCCCCAACUACAAGGACCGCCGGGGCCUGACCCCUCUCUUCCACACGGCUAUGGUAGGGGGUGACCCUCGCUGCUGUGAGCUGCUGCUGUACAACAGAGCCCAGCUGGGCAUCGCCGAUGAGAAUGGCUGGCAGGAAACCCACCAGGCCUGCCAGCGGGGUCACUCUCAGCACCUGGAACACCUGCUCUUCUAUGGGGCUGAGCCUGGAGCCCAGAAUGCCUCCGGGAACACGGCCCUGCACAUCUGCGCCCUCUACAACAAGGAGACCUGCGCCAGGAUCCUGCUGUACAGAGGGGCCAACAAAGACGUCAAGAACAACAACGGCCAAACGCCCUUCCAGGUAGCAGUGAUUGCUGGGAAUUUUGAGCUGGGGGAGUUAAUCAGAAGUCAUCGAGAACAGGAUGUGGUGCCCUUCCAAGAGUCCCCCAAGUACGCAGCCCGGCGUCGCGGAGCCCAGAGCGCAGGGCUGACAGUACCCCCAGCGCUGCUCCGCGCCAACAGUGACACCAGCAUGGCCUUGCCCGACUGGAUGGUUUUCUCAGCGCCCGGGGCCUCCUCCUCAGGCACCCCCGGCCCAACCUCAGGGCCCCAGGGCUCGUCCCAGCCCCCAGCCCCCAGCACCAAGCUCAGCAGCGGGACCCUCCGAAGUGCCAGCAGCCCCCGCGGAGCCCGGGCGCGCUCCCCCUCCCGCGGGAGACACCCUGAGGAGACCAAGAGGCAGGCCCGAGGACGGCCCAGCUCCAGCGGGACGCCCCGAGAAGGGCCUGCCGGAGGCACAGGGGGCUCGGGGGGCCCUGGGGGCUCCCUGGGCAGUCGCGGGCGGCGGAGAAAGCUUUACUCUGCGGUUCCCGGACGCUCUUUCAUGGCCGUGAAGUCCUACCAGGCACAAGGCGAGGGGGAGAUCUCCCUGAGCAAGGGCGAGAAGAUCAAAGUGCUGAGCAUCGGGGAAGGCGGCUUCUGGGAAGGCCAGGUCAAAGGUCGAGUUGGCUGGUUUCCCUCGGAGUGCCUGGAAGAGGUGGCUAACCGCUCUCAAGAAGGGAAGCAAGAAAGCCGCAGUGACAAGGCAAAGAGGCUCUUCCGGCAUUACACUGUGGGCUCCUAUGACAGCUUUGAUGCCCCAAGCUUGAUGGAUGGCAUUGGCCCAGGGAGUGAUUACAUCAUCAAGGAGAAGACAGUCUUGCUGCAGAAGAAGGACAGUGAGGGGUUUGGGUUCGUGCUCCGGGGGGCCAAGGCGCAGACCCCUAUCGAGGAGUUCACCCCCACCCCGGCCUUCCCGGCGCUUCAGUACCUGGAGUCUGUGGACGAAGGGGGCGUGGCCUGGAGAGCUGGACUUCGCAUGGGCGACUUCCUCAUCGAGGUGAACGGGCAGAACGUGGUCAAGGUCGGCCACCGCCAGGUGGUGAACAUGAUUCGUCAGGGGGGCAACACUCUGAUGGUCAAGGUGGUGAUGGUCACCCGGCACCCAGACAUGGAUGAAGCCGUCCACAAGAAAGCUCCCCAGCAGGCAAAGCGGCUCCCACCCCCGGCCAUCUCGUUGCGUUCUAAGUCCAUGACCUCUGAGCUGGAGGAGAUGGUCUCCCCCUGGAAGAAGAAGAGUGAGUAUGAGCACCAGCCCGCGCCGAUGCCCAGCAUGGAGAAAAAACGCACCGUGUAUCAGAUGGCGCUCAACAAACUGGAUGAAAUAUUGGCAGCGGCUCAACAGACCAUCAGUGCCAGCGAGAGCCCUGGGCCUGGUGGCCUGGCGUCCCUGGGCAAACACCGGCCCAAGGGCUUCUUUGCCACUGAGGGGAGGAGGGGGGAGCCGCUUCCUGAUACAACACAGGAAGUUUUAGAGUGCUCAGUAAACCAGGUAAGCAUGGGCCUACUUGUGCUUACUUGCAAAUCUGUAGGGAACCAUUUCACACUUCCCCCCUCACUGCCUCAGAGAUUCUGGGCUGCGGAAGAUGACAGACCCUACCUAGCGCCCCCAGCCAUGAAGUUCAGCCGCAGCCUGUCUGUGCCUGGCUCGGAGGACAUCCCUCCGCCGCCCACCACGUCCCCACCUGAACCCCCUUACAGCACGCCCCCAGCCCCCUCCUCCUCUGCCGAAGGGCCGCCAGUGGCUUUGCCGGCUGCCUCCUCGCUGCCGCGGAAGCUAUUGCCUUGGGAGGAGGGCCCGGGACCCCCGCCGCCACCGCUGCCUGGACCCCUGGGCCCGCCCCCAGCUUCAGCCUUGGCCACCGUGAAGGCCAGCAUCAUCAGCGAGCUCAGCUCCAAGCUGCAGCAGUUUGGGGGCUCCGCAGUGGCCGGCGGAGCUCUGCCCUGGGCCAGGGGAGGCAGCGCAGGCAGCACCGACGGCCACCACGGGGGACCCAGCUACAUCCCUGAGAGAACAUCCUCCCUGCAGCGGCAAAGACUCUCCGACGACUCGCAGUCCUCGCUUCUCUCCAAACCGGUCAGCAGCCUGUUUCAAAACUGGCACAAGCCACCCCUGCCGCCACUCCCCACCGCGACAGGGGUCCCCCCUUCUGCUGCCGCCGCGGCCCCGGGGGCCACUUCGCCCGCGGCGUCCUCCUCCACG